GUAAAUAUAUGCUUAGCUAAGAAGAAAAUGAAUACCAAUUUCUUAUAUAUAGAUCCUCAAAAUAGCACAUAGAUAUAAUUGUUUCUCAUUUAUAACAAACUCAAUCUUAAUAUCUUUCAUUCAACUUCUCUAUCUAUCUUUACGCUGCAAACACUUGUUAUUAGCAACAUGACUGGUCUCCACCGUCACAACCAUCACAAGGAUGAGGCACCUAAAGACCCGAAGAAGGAAAUGAAGCACCACAAACACCUUGAACAUCUCGGCCAAGCUACUACCAUUGCCGUCGGUGCUUAUGCCCUACACGAGAAGCAUCAAGCCAAAAAAGAUAUGGAGCAUGCCCACAAGCACAAGGUGAAAGAAGGGGUUGCCGCCGCGGUUGCAGUUGGGGCUGCUGGAUUUUCAUUCCAUGAACAUCACAAGAAAAAGGAAGCCAAGGAAGAACUUAAGAAACACAAGCACCAUCAGCUUAAACACUAGUAUUAUAUCAAAUUAAAUGCCCUGGCUUAUGAUCACACAUAUAGUAUAUAUAUCUAUUAUUUUAUUGUAUAAUUUAUAUCAUAAUUUUAUUUGAUUGAUUAUGUGUUGUAAUUUA
This is a messenger RNA of Chenopodium quinoa (quinoa), 592 nucleotides long. RefSeq names its product abscisic stress-ripening protein 1-like. The transcript is spliced from 2 exons. The record is from RefSeq and is a predicted model, not a curated record. The coding region runs from base 169 to 477 and encodes 102 amino acids. Lineage: Eukaryota; Viridiplantae; Streptophyta; Magnoliopsida; Caryophyllales; Amaranthaceae.